GCUCCGCAGUAACGCUCUUGCUCUCGUGCAGUACACAACUAUUCGUGGACGGUGUUGUUUGUUGCUUUGUGACACGCAACGCGCGUUGUCCCGCGUUCGUGUCCUCUCUCUCUCUUUUCCUCUCUUCUGUCUGUUUCUUUGGUGUGGAUCGCGCGCACGGUGACUCGAGUGUUCAGUGAUCGUCUCGCGAUAUGUACAUAGUUCAUUCGAACUGCGUUCAUCUUUCUCGUAUUAUUUAUCUCUCUCUGGUUUUUUGCAUUGAGAAGUAACUGAGAGAGUAUUGCAGUCUAUACGUUAUCGGAUAGAGUCUGUUGGCCGCAAGUUUGAUUCGUUUUCGGAAUCGACGCAAUAGAAGAAUCGGAGCUCUCCUAGUGUAAAAGGAACAUAAAACGACUGGACUCGAGAGCGUGACGGACUAUGCUGAAACACGGCCAUCCAGUUGGGAAGCAGCGUGGUCGCGCGGGCUUGAUGUUUGGGUCGCCUAGCGGCGACUGAGUUCGGAAUGCUAAAAGUUCCCGCGGGAGUCGGCGGAGAGUGUUUGCAGAAGGAGAAGAAGGCCGGCAGGAUGGGCGGGAGACGAGGUGUGCUGGUCCGCGACGUAGGUGCGCACCGCGACGCCGACGACGUGACGGCCACGUGCCCCCGCAGUUACCUCGCUGGUUGUCGCCACUAACUGCUGCUCUAGCGUAUAGUCGUUGAUCGUAGAUAGUUGGUCGAGCGAAACGGUGAUCGUACGACCAUAUUUUGCACACCGCGUCGUAAAAACAAGGUGUAUAGUCGAGUGUGUGAUUUUCGUCGAUAGAUGGAGUAUAGAGUGUAUUACCGGUGAUUUUUCCCGUUUCGUAUUUCGUAUCAAGUGCACUGUGACUUCGCUGAUCGUUUUUGGUGUUUCGUUCAGCCGCCAUUGGAGAUAUUCGUUCAUAGGAUUCGAAGUUGUGAAGCUGUUGGAUACUUUAGUGUGACAGACGCGAACAGGUGGUAUACGCAUUGUUCCUCAACUCGAAGUCGAAUCGUUCUAAUAGAUAAUCGAACAUCCCGCCGGUGAAAGGAGUGAGGACGCAUUGAGCGCUGAUGAACUGGAUGUCACGGGGCGUUAAUUCGUUGUCCCGCGUGAACCCAAGGUAUCAAGAAACUUGAAACUUGAUACACGAGGUGUCGUCCCUUCCGUCCCAGCCGCGUGCACCGAGUUCUACUUUUUCGAAACAUACCGCGAAGUGUUGUGAUUCCUCGCAGUGAUUGUUCGCCGUGAUUGAUGAUAUUCUAACUGGGAUCCUUCUUAGAGGUCGAACCAAACGUUACGAAUUUGAAUCUUUUACUGCUUCAAACUAUUUGUCAAGAAAUUACGGCCAAAACAUUGUUUCUACGGUGAAAACAUAUUCUAGAAACAGUGUCUUUAAACGUGUAAGUGAUAAAUAAAUAACAGCGAAUUGGAGUUUCAUCGAAGGACAUCGAGGGACGCAAUAGGUUCUGGAUAUAAACAGGAAAAUAGUGCCUCUAAACUGAGCUAAAAGCGAAAUUCGAUUAACAAGAGAUUUGGCAUCGUGGAAGCUAGAUAGAUUUCUGAUCGAGCAUCGAGAGAUUCCCGCGCUCGUACCCCAGUCAUCAGGCCGACGGGAGUUCGAGGAGAGGGUGAAGGGCGUCGUGGAGGGGGGAGUGAUGCCGGUGAGGGUGGCACAGCGCCCCCCAGGUGGAAUACCACUACACGCCGGCGUGCCGGUAGCGCCCAGCAGCGUAACCGCCUCCGGUCCGUCGGGCCGGUGCCUCGGGGGCCCGGCAGCGCCCCCCGCCGGCUCGCCACCGCUGCCGCCCUCCUUGCAAUCGCUUGGCGGCGGUGUGAGCAACAACGCCAGCAACACUGUUGGUGCUGCCAGCAACGGCUCCAGCAACGGUAACGCCGGCCUUCAGAACACCGGCAACAAUAAUAACAAUAUAGUCGGGAACAACAACGCCGGUCAAAGUAUCGCCGGCACCGGCCUAGGAGGCGUCAGCACUACAAGCGGCGCCACGAAUCCCUUGCAGGCGAUGGCGUCGGCGGCGGCCUCGCUAACCCAGUUGAACAACAUGGCGAAUGGCCCGCUGCCGCCGCUAGCGGCCACCGGACCUACCGGACCGCCUAGUUUACCGCCUCCACAGCCGGCCACUACGCCGACUCAUGGGGGUCCACCGACGCCGCACGCUGGUGUCACCGGUGGACCCCAUCUUAAUGGAGCUUCUCCUAGCCCUCACCCGAUGCCACCUCACGGAAUGAUGAGUGGAUCGCCUCAUGCGCCUCACCCACAUAUGGGUGGCGGCGGACCCUCACCUCAUCCUCACCAUCCCGGACCUCACAUGGUUGGUUCGCCACACCAUCCUGGCCCACAUCCCAUGGGUCCCGCUGCUAGCAUGAUCGGAGCCAGUAUGCAGCCUCAAGGUGGCCCUGGGAUGUGUGGCCCUGGACCCACCGGUCCCAUGGGACCACACGCUCAUCCGCAAGGACCUGGAGUACCCGGACAGCCUCACAUGCACAACGACCCUUUUUACUGCUCGCCUUUUGGAUCGCAUUACUUCAGAUCGUUGCCUGUCCCCAGGAGGCAUACUCCGUACUUUGGCCAGCCGGACUACAGGCUCUACGAAUUGAACAAGAGGUUACAGCAGCGUACAGAGGAGAGCGACAAUCUCUGGUGGGACGCAUUCGCGACUGAAUUCUUCGAGGACGACGCAACCUUAACCCUCACGUUUUGCUUGGAGGACGGUCCCAAGAGAUACACGAUAGGUAGGACGUUAAUACCUAGGUACUUCCGUUCGAUAUUCGAGGGCGGAGUAACGGAACUUUACUACAAUUUGAAACACCCGAAGGAGUCAUUUCACAACACCAGCAUAACCCUCGACUGUGAUAACUGCGUUAUGGUAACGCAUCACGGAAAACCAAUGUUCACGAAGGUAUGUACGGAGGGCAGAUUAAUAUUGGAAUUCACGUUUGACGACCUUAUGAGGAUAAAGUCGUGGCACAUGUCGGUGAGAACGCACAAGGAACUCGUGCCUAGGACUGUGGUCGGUAUGCAACAGGAUCCGACGAUGCUCGAACAGCUUAGCAAGAACAUCACCAGGCAGGGCAUCACCAAUUCCACCCUGAAUUACCUUAGGUUAUGUGUGAUCUUGGAGCCGAUGCAAGAGCUGAUGUCGAGGCACAAGGCGUACGCGUUGUCACCACGGGACUGCUUGAAGACGACCUUGUUCCAGAAAUGGCAGAGGACGUUUGCCCCGCCGGGUAAGAGAGAGUCGCAGAGGCCGGCCAGUAAACGGAGAAAGCGAAAGGGUAGCACACCAGGGCCAGGAAAUAACGCACCGCCUGCGCCCAGCAAAAAGAGAUCGCCGGGACCUAAUUUUUCUCUUGCGUCACAGGACGUGAUGGUUGUGGGUGAACCGUCGCUGAUGGGAGGGGACUUUGGCGAGGAGGACGAACGAGUAAUCACGAGGUUGGAGAACACGCAGUACGACGCUACGAACAGUUUGGACCCUCAUAGUCACGACACGCCGGGUGGGCCACCUCCGCAUCCUCAUCAAUUCCAUUCGGAACCGACCCCGGGUAAUUCUUGGCCUCCGGAUCGCGGUCCUGGACCGCCACAAGGAGGACCCGGUAGUCAGGGAGUUCAAGGCGGACAAGGCGGAGGAGCAGCAGGUGUACAGGGAACGCAGGAUGCCAAUCAGCAGCAACAAGACAAGAAAAGCCCCGCGGUGAGCCAGUGAGGCCAGGAGUCCCCGCGCCCCCCCACCAGGGGGCGACGGGGGCGCAGGCCCAAGAACAUGGCUCCCUAGCGGGGCGAGAACCCUAGCCUCCCCGGCGCCUACUUAGCCUCGUCUAGCUGUUCGGCCAGCAGGCUGUCGCACGUUGGCGUACAUCCGCUGGCCUGUCAUCAGGCUGGGCUGUCCGGGCAUCAUACGGAGCAGCAGGUGCAACUAAG
Messenger RNA from Bombus terrestris (buff-tailed bumblebee), 3941 nucleotides. It is a transcript of the gene Chi, whose product is annotated as LIM domain-binding protein 2. Gene Ontology annotation, biological process: negative regulation of transcription by RNA polymerase II; positive regulation of transcription by RNA polymerase II; nervous system development. Gene Ontology annotation, cellular component: transcription regulator complex; nucleus. The record is from RefSeq and is a predicted model, not a curated record. The transcript is spliced from 9 exons. Gene Ontology annotation, molecular function: LIM domain binding. Lineage: Eukaryota; Metazoa; Arthropoda; Insecta; Hymenoptera; Apidae. The coding region runs from base 1657 to 3726 and encodes 689 amino acids.